AUGUUCACCAAUAAGUGUGUUUUUUACUUUUUUGUAUUUUUUUCAACAAGUUGUGGCCAAUUUUUGACCCCUGACUUAAUGUUAACAUUACUUAAAGGAAAAAUCUAUGGAAUUAUUGACAAAACUAUCGAUAAUAAUAAUCAAUGUGGACAAGAUUUGAAACUUUUCAUUUCGGCGCUAGAAAACAAGGAAUUAUGGGCAUUGAAAAUGCUUGAUGCGAGUGCCAAACCUGGACCGGGGAUUUUAAAAGGGAAUGUGUUCCUAAUUGGGGAUUAUGAGCAGUGUCUUGGGAUUAGGCAAGUUGUAAAAGGACACGAAAUUGUCGGAAUGUACUGUAAUGUAGUGCUCAAACCUAACAGAAAUUUUCGGUGGGAUUUCAGCGAAAAGGGAGCAAAACUUGAACAUAUGAAUUCAAGCAUUUCGCAAUUUUUACGAGGAGUUUUCGAUAUUUGCGUCCCCAAAUCGUGCACAAGUCAAAAUUUGAUUCAAUUUUGGGAGGAAUUAACGGGAAAAUUCGCAUCACCAUUAGAUGUUUCAAUACGUGACGACCAUUGUCACUAUCAAAAUAAAAAAAUCACACCUGAAACUAUCGAUAUUUUCGUAUUUUUUUUCUUUGGGAUUAUCACACUAGUGGUACUUUUUAGUACCAUCUACGAAAUUUAUUUAUUCCAUAUCAUGAAAACAAAAGUAAACCAAUCACGAAAAUUUUUACUAAUCUUCUCACUCUAUACCAACACGAAAAAACUCAUUUCGACCCAUUGUGAAAACGAACAAUUGACUUGUUUGUAUGGUAUUAAAGUAUUGAGCAUGGGAAUGAUAGUUGGAGGCCAUAUGGCGGCAAUCAGGACGGCUAUGGGUUCAAAAAACCCAAUUUAUUUUUUUUCAGAGUGGCCCACAUAUUGGCAUAACAGCUUAUUUGUUGGUAGUUUUUUUGGUGUCGAGACAUUUUUCUGUAUCGGAGGCGUUCUUGUGAGUUACCUCCAAUUAAAAUACUCCGAAAAGUACCAAAUUAAUAUUUUCUGGUUUUAUUUACAUCGAAUUUUCCGACUCACUCCCGCCCUUUUUGUUGUCGUUUUGUUAUAUCUCAGUGUAUUAAAAUAUAUAUGUGAGGGGCCAUUUUGGCCCUUAAUGUUGAAUUAUUUCGUCGAUAAUUGUCACAAGACUUGGUGGAUGACUUUGCUUUUCGUGUCGAAUUAUUUAAACAUUGGAGCACAAUGUGUGACUCAUUCGUGGUAUUUGGCGGUGGAUACUCAACUAUAUUUAAUUGCUCCGUUUCUUAUAUUCAAUUUGAAAAAACACACGACUCGAGUUGUUGCAGGAAUGACAACUGCUUGCUUCAUUUGCAUUCUUUACAGUUUUAUUGUAACAAUGAAGAAUAAUUUUGGGGCCAUUUUAUUUUUUGAUUCCGAUUUGAGCUACUUGAAGUAUUACUACAUGACACCAAUGGCUCAUUUAGCGCCUUGGUCAUUUGGGAUACUACUAGGUUAUGUACUUUACCGACAAAAUUACCAAAAAAUCGUCAUUUCAAAACGACAAAAUCACAUCUUGAUGGCCCUUUCCCUUUCAACUAUGCUUGCCCUUCAUUUACUUUGCACUGUUUUAGUAAGACAAGGACGAGAUAGCUUUUACAGCGCCCUUUUUAACUGUUUUGCUAGACCUUUAUGGGCCCUUGCCCUUUGUGUUUUGAUUUUUAAUUGUUACACAGGAAACGGAGGAUUUAUUAAUACUUUUUUAUCUCAUCCUGUAUUUAUUGUCCUGGGAAAACUUACUUAUAGCAUGUAUCUGUUACACGUACCAGUAAUUUUUGUUAUUUUUUUUGGAAUCAAAGACGAGACAAGCACUAUAAGUACCACGAUUUUGUUUCUUGAUUACUGGGGGACAAUGCUCGUAACUGGGGCUUGUUCGGCGAUAUUAUGUCUUGUUUUUGAGACACCCGUCAUAAAUUUAUUUCAAAUUGUUGAAAGGAGUGAUUAUUCAAGAAAAAAAUCAAAUUAUUAAGUUAUUAUAAACCUUGUUUUUAUCACCGAGGUUAACUAUGGAAUAAUUUUGUGUUUAUAAUAUAUCUAUGUACAGUUGGAGACAAAAUACUUUGGUCGUCACUUUUUUGACACUUUAACGUCAAAAUGAAUGACAAUUUCAAAUUAUCCUAUCAAAAAAAAUAUU
Tribolium madens (black flour beetle) is the source of this 2163-nucleotide messenger RNA. RefSeq names its product nose resistant to fluoxetine protein 6-like. Lineage: Eukaryota; Metazoa; Arthropoda; Insecta; Coleoptera; Tenebrionidae. Bases 1 to 1998 code for a protein of 665 amino acids. The record is from RefSeq and is a predicted model, not a curated record. Gene Ontology annotation, molecular function: acyltransferase activity, transferring groups other than amino-acyl groups. The transcript has 10 exons.